Micropterus salmoides (largemouth bass) is the source of this 2647-nucleotide messenger RNA. RefSeq names its product proteinase-activated receptor 2-like. The transcript has 2 exons. Gene Ontology annotation, cellular component: membrane. The record is from RefSeq and is a predicted model, not a curated record. Lineage: Eukaryota; Metazoa; Chordata; Actinopteri; Centrarchiformes; Centrarchidae. Gene Ontology annotation, biological process: thrombin-activated receptor signaling pathway; positive regulation of Rho protein signal transduction; blood coagulation. Bases 116 to 1273 code for a protein of 385 amino acids. Gene Ontology annotation, molecular function: thrombin-activated receptor activity.
GACGCCAAACAGGUAGUCUCGGGGUGUGGCCUUGGUUGUAGAUGUUGUUCGAGAGACAAACGCAGAAGCAUAAAUAAAGCUUAACAGAAAAGUGUCGCUGAGAGUUUGUGCAGACAUGGAUUUUACUCGGUUAUUGUCGCUGCUGGUCGUUUUCUGCUGGUUUUCUGCCUCUGAUGCCGCAGGUAAAGGACGGGGGUUUAUUGGGUACAAGGACCCUGAGAAUUCAGAACAAGUUGUUGUGGACAAGGCAACAGCUGACACGCUGAGAAGUAGCCUCACCACAGUCUUCCUCCCAAUCCUCUACAUCAUUGUGCUUGUGGUGGGUCUCCCUGCCAACGGCAUGGCCAUCUGGGUAUUUCUCUUCAGGACCAAGAAGAAGCACCCAUCAUCAAUCUACAUGGCCAACCUGGCUAUGGCUGACCUGCUUUUUGUCAUUUGGACGCCGCUAAAAAUUUUCUACCAUUUCAACGGCAACAACUGGACCUACGGAGAGACGAUGUGCAAAGUCUUUGUGAGCUUCUUCUACGGAAACAUGUAUUGCUCCAUUCUUUUCAUCACCUGCCUCAGUGUGCAGAGGUACUGGGUUGUGGCUCACCCUUUGUCCCAUCAGAGGAAGAACAACAAAGUGGCUAUUGGUGUCUGUGUGGCAGUCUGGGCUUUCAUCUGGCUCACCACCACGCCUCUGUACUUAUAUAACCACACCGCAAAACUCAAAGACCUCAACAUAACCACGUGCCACGAUGUCAACGUCAUACAGGAUUCCCUCAAUCCAUUCCCUUCUGUCCAGAUCCCCUACUUCUACUUCAUCUUCAUGGGUAUGGUCGUGUUCCUCGUCCCUUGUGUAGUGAUCAUUGUGGCCUAUGUUCUGUUACUCAGGGCUCUGGGGAACAGCAUGGAGGACAGUACAGCAGCAAAGAACCGGCACAAAGUUGUGGUGUUGAUUGUGAUUGUCCUGGUUACAUUCCUGGUGUGUUUUGUCCCCAGUAACAUCAUGCUGGUGGUGCAUUACUCCCUAUUGAAGGAUGGGGAGAUAAAUAAUGGCUAUGGCUUCUACAUCUCCACAUUAUGCCUGGCCAGUCUCAACAGCUGCCUGGACCCUUUCAUUUACUACUUUGUGUCUGAGGACUUCAGAAACCAUGUGAAGAACACACUGCUAUGCAGGAGCAGCAGGACUGUGGAGAGGAUGAGGGUUUCAUUCAGUUCCAUGAAGUAUUCCAGGAAGAGCAAAGCAUAUGUUUCAAAUAGUGGAGAAACACAGAGCAGUAACUGUUAAAUCAGAUUAAGGAGAGAAAAAACACUGAUUAGAUAUCAAAUAUCCUGCCUAUCCUGCCUUGCUUGUACUCUGGUGUACUGAAAACAUGGCAGCGCACAGACCUGGUGGCACUUGGACUCAGUAGCUAGGUCUGUCAUAAUGAACAUGAGGCCCAUCAGGUGCAACCAGGUAACCUCAGCACAUCAGACAACCAAAGACGAACUUUAAAUGUGAAGAUGAGUGUGUUGGGAUGAGGGUAGAGGUCAUUUUAACUUGGUUUUAUAAUGCAAAACAUUAAUACACACACAUACACAUAUAUAUAUAUAUAUAUAUAUAUAUGAGAGAGAGAGAAACUGCCUGUUAAAAACAGUUAGUCCUUGGCUGCAUAAAAUGUCUAAUAGAUGUGUUUUUUGCUAAGAUUGUGACUGACUAGUUCACUGCAUUAGAGAACAUUUAAAGCAAACAAACCUGAUGUGUUGAGAGCAAUGGAACAAGAGAUCAUUUUUAACAAGAGAGAAUGUCAAGUUAUGACUUUAAUAAAGGCGUAAAUGUAGCUUCAGUCAAAUCUACAACAGAAAGGGUGUAUUUAAUGUUCAUUCCUGGUUUUUAUCUUGUUAUUUUAAACCACCUUUGGUUUUUAUUUACUUUUGAGUUUGAAAGUGAUGCGGAAAAAGGUGGUAGUGUUGCUAUUUUUUUAAUAAAUGAUAAAACAACAGGAUGCAAGUGAGUCACUGGCAAUGUUGUUAUCAUACAGCUGGAGACGGAUGUAGAGUCAUUGUCAUGGAUCAUUCUCUACAUGUUGAGGAAAUGUUCUGAAUUCAGAGAAUGUGCUGUCAUGUUUAGUGUCUGAAAGUGUACGUACCACUCCUUUAAACCCGUAUUUUUAUGUUUUACUUAGUUGUUAAUUAUACUGUUUACUAAAGAAACGUCCAGAAAAAGAGGGUCAGAGUGUUAAAAGCUGGAGUAGGCAAUUUCAGAUCGAUUUUUAGUUAAAAUUUGUUGAAAUUCUCUUUGCAUCCUGACAGCCAUCAAUAAAUCAGAUGAAAUGAGAAACAUCUGGUGGCUAUCGCAAGACUGUUAUAAGCACGGCCAGUCUGCCUACAUGCAAUCUGCACAUGUACCCAUAUUACAUGAAAUGUGUUCUGGCGGGUGGGAUUUUAUUUGAUUGGAUAUUUUCUAGCUGUCUCCUGCUAGUUUCUCCAAGAAUGUUUUAAGAGCGUGACGAGACACGUCAUGAGGAUGACUAAGUCAUAGGUUGCUUCAGUCACUAGUUUCAGUGUCAGACCAGUUUCACCUAUAUAGGGAACACAGCUCACAUUACUUUUUAUUUUUAUUUUUUGAAACACAGGGACCUAUGUAAUAGCUUUCCUCUUGAUAAAUUAUUUUGCUCUUAAA